AUGGCGCUCACUCCGCAGCCAGUGGGUCAGAUGCUCAAGAAGCACUGUUUGAUCGAAGUCGCGAAGAUCGGCCAGGGCUCGUUUGGGCAGGCCAUCCUCUGCCACACGAGUGAUGGCUCAAAGGUCGUCUGCAAGGUGAUUGACGUGCGCCAGGCUUCUGUGAAGGAGAGACAGGAAGCUCAAAACGAGGGUCAACUAUUAGCUUCUCUCAAACAUCCUUACAUUGUGCGAUAUCGCGACAUGUUCAUUGACGAAGGGUGUCUCUGCAUCUUGAUGGCCUUUUGCGAGGGAGGGGAUUUGAAAUCAAAGGUUGAGGAGGCAUCUGUCUCCAAACGGCACAUUCCAGAAGACCAGAUACUCGUCUGGAUGUGCCAGGCCCUGCUGGCCCUGGCGUACGUGCAUAGCAAGCGCGUGCUGCACCGCGACCUCAAGUCGUCCAACUUCUUCCUCUCCAGAGGCGGCAGCCUGAAGAUGGGGGACUUCGGCAUCGCCAAGGUCCUGGGCAGCACCGCCGCGCUGGCGCAGACGAUGAUAGGGACGCCGCACUUCCUGAGCCCAGAGGUGUGCCAGGGCAGGCCUUACGCGUGGCCCUCCGACAUCUGGGCCAUGGGCUGCGUCAUGUACGAGCUCUGCGCGCUCCGCGUGCCCUUCAACGCGCCCGACCUCGUUCGCCUGGUGAACAAAGUCUGCCGGGGCCCGCUGCCGCCCAUCCCGGGCUGCUAUUCGAGCUUUGUCCGGCAGCUGCUGGGCGAGAUGCUGCACAGGUCGCAGGGCCAGCGGCCGAGCGCCGAGGCGAUCCUGCACCGGCCGCCGAUGCAGGCGAGGGUGCGGCGGCUGCUGGAGCAGGCGCAGGCGGCCCCCGCCGGCAGCAGCGGCAGCAGCGGCUCCGAGGGCCUCUCGGGAGGCCCCACGGCUGCCGCGCGGCGCCGCGUGGCGGCCUCUCCUCGCGGCCGGCCGCCGCCGCCGGCCUCGGCGCAGCAGCUCCGCGCGGAGGGGCCGCGGCCGCGGAGCUCCGAGCGGAGCUCCGCGCGGAGCUCCGCGCGGAGCUCGCGAAGCCCGUCGCCCCGUGCGGGCCCCGCCCGUCGCCCCGUGGGGCCCCGCCCACCCGGGGGGCGCCCCGCGGCGCCGUGUCGGAGGCUCCUCCGCAGGUGCCCCGGGGGGGACCUGGCGGUUGCGCCGCCGCAGCAGCGCCGCGGCGAGGCGGCCGCGGCGGCUGCGGCGCCCGCGCCGCUCGCCGAAGGGGACCUCACGAGGCUGUGCGCGGAGCUCGGUCUCGGCGCCGCCCGCGCGGGGCUCGGCGCCGCCCUCGCGGGCGCCGCGCCGCCCGCGCGGCGAGGCUCCGAGGCGGCGGGCGGCGCCGACGAUCCGUCGGUCACGGCGCUGCUGGAGCAGGAAUUGGAGCGCAUGGCUGCGGAGGAGGCCGCCCAUGGAAUCGGGCCGUUCUGCCCUGCCGCCCGCGGUGGUUGA
Messenger RNA from Prorocentrum cordatum, 1467 nucleotides. Lineage: Eukaryota; Dinophyceae; Prorocentrales; Prorocentraceae. The record is from the annotation of a GenBank genome assembly.